Molecule: messenger RNA, 3972 nt
Organism: Daldinia caldariorum
Lineage: Eukaryota; Fungi; Ascomycota; Sordariomycetes; Xylariales; Hypoxylaceae
Product: phospholipid-translocating P-type ATPase
Exons: 4
Coding region: 1-3972 (1323 amino acids)
Biological process (GO): post-Golgi vesicle-mediated transport; intracellular protein transport; endocytic recycling
Cellular component (GO): plasma membrane
Molecular function (GO): magnesium ion binding; ATP binding; ATPase-coupled intramembrane lipid carrier activity
Source: RefSeq, a predicted model, not a curated record
AUGGCUGGCAGGGCGCCUCCCGGAGGCACCUCCAGCUCUAGGAAUGAUCUUUUACUAGACUUCGACGACCAAUCUCCUCACGAUGGAUCGACUCCAAAUAUACACGAUGACCACUCAGCUAGGCCCUCCGUAUCCUACGACGACUUUGUCGGCGGUAGUCAAACCACCCAUCCCUCCGUGAAAAAUCCACCCCCUGGCGCCGGCGCUAUGGCUCCUCGACCGCCGUACCUAGUGGAUUCCGACAGGCAAUACAGCCAAACAUCUGGUCUAAAUAACUACCAGAGAUACGCAGACGACUCCGACGACUAUCCCGAAGAUGGCCAAUCAUAUUAUCAACAUGGAGGGUCGAUGAAUGCAGCCGGCGACUCGAUGGGCCGUGCUAAUGCGCGCAAUCGCAAUAGUGUACUUGGACUAGGAGGUGGAUUCUUGGGCAGGGCUAGAAAGAUGCUCGGGAUGGGGCAGAAAGGAUAUUCAGAGAUGGACCUCCCUCUUACCGAGCCAGGGCACGGCCCGCCAGAUUCGGGUCACGAACAGCCGAAACCUAAGAAAUUUGACUUUAAGUUUGGAUUUGGUGGAAAUAAACCAGACCCUUCAACUCUCGGACCCCGAAUUAUUCAUUUGAAUAACCCACCAGCGAAUGCCGCGAACAAAUACGUUGACAAUCACGUUUCGACCGCCAAGUAUAACGUCGCAACAUUCCUACCAAAAUUCUUAAUCGAGCAGUUUUCUAAAUUCGCCAAUGUCUUCUUCUUGUUCACGGCCGCUCUACAACAGAUUCCGGGUCUGUCGCCGACGAAUCGUUAUACUACUAUCGGACCUCUCGUGGUUGUGUUGCUGGUAUCCGCAGGCAAGGAGUUAGUUGAGGAUUACAGAAGAAAACAGGCUGAUAGUGCGCUGAACAACUCAAAGGCUAGGAUCUUGAGAGGGUCGGCUUUUGAAGAGGCGAAAUGGAUCAACGUCGCUGUGGGAGAUAUAGUACGGGUAGAAUCAGAGGAAUCUUUCCCAGCCGAUAUCGUCUUGCUUGCAAGUUCCGAGCCGGAGGGCUUGUGCUAUAUCGAGACUGCGAAUCUUGACGGCGAAACUAAUCUGAAGAUCAAGCAGGCGCUUCCCGAAACUUCAACGAUAGUUAGCCCGGCAGAAUUAAGUAGGCUAGGGGGUAGAGUUCGUUCCGAACAACCGAAUAGUAGCCUAUACACCUACGAAGCUACGUUGACCAUGCAGGCCGGUGGUGGGGAAAAGGAGUUACCCCUGAAUCCGGAACAGCUUUUACUACGAGGCGCGACUCUUAGGAACACCCCCUGGAUUCACGGGAUAGUGGUCUUCACGGGUCACGAGACAAAGCUUAUGCGUAACGCCACUGCUGCUCCGAUCAAGAGGACCAAGGUCGAACGACAACUCAACACGCUAGUUCUUGCGCUGGUCGGUAUGCUUCUUGUUCUCAGUAUUGUGUGUACUGUGGGAGAGCUAGUUUUCCGGUCUGUCCGAGCAGAUUCUAUUUCUUAUCUAGAGUUGGACGCCCUUACCCAAGCUGGAGAUAUAGUACAGGCCAUAUUCAAAGACCUCGUUACAUAUUGGGUGUUGUUCUCUUCGCUGGUCCCGAUCUCGCUGUUCGUGACUAUUGAGAUGGUCAAGUAUUGGCAUGGAAUUCUGAUUAACGACGAUCUUGAUAUUUACUAUGACAAGACAGAUACGCCUGCUAACUGCCGAACAUCCUCCUUAGUUGAGGAACUUGGCAUGGUCGGCUUCGUCUUUUCAGACAAGACGGGAACCCUGACUUGUAACAUGAUGGAGUUUAAGCAGUGCACAAUCAGCGGGAUACAGUAUGCGGAUGAGGUGCCGGAAGAUCGAAGGGCCACAGUUCAAGAUGGGGUAGAAGUUGGUAUUCACGAUUUUAAGCGAUUGCGCGAGAACACAAAAUCACAUCCGACUGCUGAGGCGAUUCAUCACUUCUUAGCCCUUCUCUCGACAUGCCACACCGUUAUUCCGGAACGGGAUGAAUCGAAGGGUGGUAAAAUCAAGUAUCAGGCUGCCUCACCCGACGAAGGUGCGCUAGUCCAAGGUGCUUUAACUUUGGGCUAUACUUUUGUUGCUCGCAAACCAAGGUCGGCCAUUAUCGAAGUCGAAGGCAAAGAGUACGAAUACGAGCUUUUGGCUGUCUGUGAAUUCAACUCUACAAGAAAGCGGAUGUCUACCAUAUACAGAUGCCCAGACGGGAAAAUCCGGGUAUAUUGUAAAGGCGCUGAUACGGUCAUCCUAGAACGUCUGAACGAAGACAACCCCCACGUUGAGCAAACUCUAGUUCAUCUUGAGGAAUACGCCUCCGAAGGUCUUCGGACUCUUUGCUUGGCAAUGCGUGAGGUCCCCGAAGAAGAAUUCCAGGAAUGGUACAGCAUCUUUGAUAAGGCUCAGACCACCGUUGGCGGUAACCGAUCUGAGGAAUUAGACAAGGCAGCUGAGUUGAUCGAGCACGGCUUCUACUUACUGGGUGCAACUGCUAUCGAGGAUCGUCUUCAGGACGGUGUACCAGAGACGAUUCAUACACUACAACAGGCGAAUAUCAAGGUUUGGGUCUUGACUGGAGAUCGGCAGGAGACGGCUAUCAACAUCGGCAUGAGUUCUAAGCUGCUAAGCGAAGAUAUGAUGCUCUUAAUUGUUAACGAAGAAGACGUUGUAUCAACUCGUGACAAUAUCCAAAAGAAGCUGGACGCCAUCCGGAACAAUACGGACGGGUCGGUGGAAACGGAUGCUUUAGCUCUUGUUAUUGAUGGCAAGUCCCUUACUUUCGCCCUGGAGAAAGACAUGGAGAGGAUGUUCUACGACUUGGCUGUGAUGUGCAAGGCAAAGGCUUUAGUUGUCAAGAUGGUGAAGAAAUUUUCCCCGGAGAUUCUCCUCGCCAUUGGCGACGGAGCCAACGACGUAUCUAUGAUCCAGGCCGCUCAUAUUGGAGUUGGUAUUUCGGGUGUCGAGGGUCUUCAGGCUGCGAGAUCAGCCGAUAUUUCAAUCGCCCAAUUCCGAUUCUUGCGCAAGCUUACACUCGUUCACGGCGCUUGGAGUUAUCAACGCAUCAGCAAAACCAUUCUAUUCUCGUUCUACAAGAACAUCACCCUAUAUAUGACACAAUUCUGGUAUACAUUCCAAAACGUUUUCUCAGGGGCUAUUAUCUAUGAGUCCUGGACAUUAUCCUUCUACAACGUCUUCUACACUGUUCUGCCUCCCCUUGUCAUGGGUAUCCUGGAUCAAUACAUUUCUGCCCGACUCCUUGAUCGUUACCCACAACUAUAUACCAUUGGACAGCAGAAUCAGUUCUUCAAAAUAGGCACCUUCUUCGCCUGGAUCGCAAAUGCCGUAUACCACUCUAUCGUCCUAUACAUAUUCUCUGAACUUAUUUGGUACGGCGAUCUGAUUCUAGGCGAUGGGACCGUGGCGGGUCACUGGGUCUGGGGUACGGCUUUGUAUGCGGCUACGCUGGCAACUGUUCUCGGAAAAGCGGCGCUGGUAACGAGUAACUGGACGAAGUAUCACGUCAUGGCCAUCCCUGGUAGUAUGGUUAUUUGGUACGCGUUUGUUGUUGCCUACGGAAUUGUAGCUCCGAAGAUCGGAAUCUCAAAGGAGUACGACGGCUUAGUGCCAAAACUCUUCGCCAACCCUGUUUUCUGGCUUCAAACGAUAGCGCUGCCCCUUCUGUGCCUUCUCCGAGAUAUCGCCUGGAAGUAUGCAAAGAGGAUGUAUUACCCGCAGACGUACCACCACAUACAGGAGAUCCAGAAGUACAAUAUCCAGGAUUACCGUCCAAGGAUGGAACAAUUCCAGAAGGCGAUCAGGAAAGUCCGACAGGUGCAGCGGAUGAGAAAACAGCGCGGCUACGCUUUCUCGCAAGCCGAUGAAAGCCAGACCCGCGUGAUCAAUGCUUACGAUACAACGAGACACAGGGGAAGGUACGGCGAGAUGCCGGCAUCGACGCCUGGCAGGUAG